Molecule: messenger RNA, 993 nt
Organism: Daldinia childiae
Lineage: Eukaryota; Fungi; Ascomycota; Sordariomycetes; Xylariales; Hypoxylaceae
Product: Malate dehydrogenase, cytoplasmic
Exons: 7
Coding region: 1-993 (330 amino acids)
Biological process (GO): tricarboxylic acid cycle; malate metabolic process
Cellular component (GO): cytoplasm
Molecular function (GO): L-malate dehydrogenase (NAD+) activity
Source: RefSeq, a predicted model, not a curated record
AUGGUUAAAGCUGUUGUUGCCGGCGCUUCUGGCGGUAUUGGCCAGCCCCUGUCCCUCCUUCUCAAGCUUUCCCCCCUCGUUGACGAGCUUGCCCUCUACGAUGUCGUGAACACCCCCGGCGUCGCUACCGAUCUCUCCCACAUCUCCUCGACUGCUAAAGUCACAGGCUACCUGCCCAAGGACGAUGGCGGAAAGCUUGCAUUCAAGGAUGCGGACAUCAUUGUCAUCCCCGCCGGCAUUCCCCGCAAGCCCGGCAUGACCCGUGACGACCUCUUCAACAUCAACGCUGGAAUCGUCAAGGGCCUGAUCGAGAUUGCUGCCGAGGUCGCCCCCAAGGCCUACAUCCUCGUCAUCUCUAACCCCGUCAACUCCACCGUCCCCAUCGCCGCUGAAGUUCUAAAGGCGAAGGGUGUCUUCAACCCCCAGAGACUGUUCGGUGUCACCACCCUCGACAUCGUCCGUGCCGAGACCUUCGUUGCCGAGAUUGCUGGCAAGAAGACUGGCUCUGAGCUGACCGUCCCCGUUGUUGGUGGACACUCUGGCGAGACCAUCGUCCCUCUCUUCAGCAAGGUCAGCCCUAGCGUGUCAAUCCCCGAUGACAAGUAUGAUGCUCUCGUCAACCGUGUCCAGUUCGGCGGUGACGAGGUCGUCAAGGCCAAGGAUGGUGCUGGUUCCGCCACCUUGUCCAUGGCUUUCGCUGGAUACCGCUUCGCGGAGAAGGUACUGAAGGCUAUCAAGGGAGAGAAGGGCCUUGUCGAGCCCAGCUUUGUCUACCUCAAGGGCAUCCCUGGUGGUGAAGAGAUUGCACAGGCCACUGGCUUAGAGUUCUUCUCUGCGCCCGUUGAACUCGGACCCAACGGUGCCGAAAAGAUCACCAACCCUCUUGCUGGCAUUACCGAGAAGGAGAAGUCUCUAGUAGACGUCGCCAUCCAAGGCCUGAAGACCAAUAUCGAGAAGGGCAUCAGCUUCGCGCACAACCCCCCUCAAAAGUAA